Messenger RNA from Notolabrus celidotus (New Zealand spotty), 7789 nucleotides. RefSeq names its product GRAM domain-containing protein 4-like. The transcript is spliced from 19 exons. Lineage: Eukaryota; Metazoa; Chordata; Actinopteri; Labriformes; Labridae. The coding region runs from base 380 to 2203 and encodes 607 amino acids. Gene Ontology annotation, biological process: apoptotic process; negative regulation of toll-like receptor 9 signaling pathway. The record is from RefSeq and is a predicted model, not a curated record.
GCUUACGUCCUGUCAGUGGAGCAUCAUCAGCCUCAAACGGCCCCUUUAAGAAAACAGCACUGAACACUGACGAAACGUCCUCGGCCCAGCUCCCCAUACAGCUCCCUGCCUGUUAGUGCGAAAUCAACAAGAGGCUCAGAGGAGGCUAGUGUCUGCGACCUCCAAGCUAACAGCGGUGCUGAGGGAGACUGUUAUCAGACAGGGGGAGACGUGACCGGGGUUUACCCGACCAGGAGACGACAUUUAGUCAGUUCAUAGAAAUAAGAGGGGAUUGCUGGGAUGAACGGACCAUAUUUGCAGUUCGGGCACUACUGUGGACUUCCAGAGCAGCAGCAGGUGUACUGACGGAUAAAGCAGACUAAAGACAAUCUCAGUGUUCAUGAAACUUUGCUACGAUUUACGUGCAGGGGUAGCCGUCCACCAUGUUAAGAUAAAGCCCAGGUGUGCGGUGCUGACCAUGCUAAAGCGCCUGGACAAGAUCCGCUUUCGAGGCUCUAGGACGAGGGACGACUUCUCGGACCUGGCUGAGUCACCACCUGCCUCUGACAACGAAUGUACCGACGACAUGCAGCUGAAACCUAGAUCAGCUCUACGGGACACAGAGGACCCUGCAGGUACGGGGUCUCCAAUCAUGGCUGCAGCCAACCAGGACUACCAGAGGUCGGAUGUAGAAAGACUGAAUGAAGUCAAAGGUCACCUGGAAAUUGCAUUAUUGGAGAAGCACUUUCUUCAGGAGGAGCUGAGGAAGCUGCGAGAAGAGACUGAUAUGGACUCUUUGCGGCAGGAGCUAGAGAGAGAGAGAUGCAAGAGGAUAGACCUGGAGCAGAAGAUAAAUGAAGUGCUUAAGACACGACCUGAGGACUCUCCACCACAGCCUCCCCGGCAACAGCAGUCAACCUCGGACAAUGGAACAGCAGAGAAGCAGCUCAAGGAGAUUUGGAGUUCACGGCUUCAGAAGUGGCUUCAAGAACGAUUAGGUGUUUACAUCGAAGACUUCCGAUUUCAGCCAGAGGAAAGCACAAUGGAGGCUGAGGAACCACUAAGUGCUAAAAGGUUAACAGAAAAUAUGAGGCGACUCAAGCGAGGAGCCCGGCCUGUAACAAACUUCUUAAGGAAUCUCUCUGCCUUAUCUAGCUGGCACUCCAUCUAUACCUCAGCUAUUGCUUUCAUUGUCUACAUGAACGCUGCUUGGCAUGGCUGGGCCAUUCCCAUGUUCCUCUUCCUUGCAAUCCUGCGCUUGUCCUUAAAUUACCUUAUAGCCAGAGGUUGGAGGAUCCAGUGGAGCAUUGUGCCUGAGGUCUCAGAACCCAUGGAGCCCCCAAAGGAAGACCUCACAGUAUCUGAAAAGUUCCAGCUUGUACUUGAUGUAGCACAAAAAGCACAGAACCUUUUUGGUAAGAUGUCUGAUGUUCUGGAGAAGAUAAAGAACCUGUUCAUGUGGGUGCAGCCAGAAAGCACCAGGAAGCUCUAUAUCUGCCUCUGGUUAGCUUUCGUCACCUCCUGUGUCCUGCCUUACAAACUACUGGGCUUUAUGAUGGGACUUUAUGCAGGUGUGAAGUUCUUCAUCAUAGACUUCCUGUUUAAGAGCUGUCCGAAACUGCGGGACAAGUACGACACACCUUACAUUGUGUGGAACAGCCUUCCCACUGACCCUCAGCUCAAAGAGAGGACCAAUGCCACUUUGUCCCGAAGGGUUCAACCAGUAGUUUCUCGGAGCACCCUCACCACUGUUCCAUGCGGUGUAAGCAGAGAGGAAGAGACAAGUCGCACCCACAGCACCAAAAAGGGUGCCUUUCAUGAGAUCUUCAAUCUGCAGGAGUCAGAGCGUCCUCUGGCCGUUUGUGAGAAUGGCUGGAGAUGUUGCCUCAUAAACAGAGACAGGAAGAUGCCCACAGACUACAUCAGGAAUGGUGUGCUCUACGUCACAGAGAAUCACCUGUGCUUUGAAAGCUCCAGCUCCAAAUCCAGCUCUUCGAAGAAAAACAAAGUUAUCAAGCUUGUGGAUAUCACUGACAUUCAGAAGUACAAAGUGCUGUCAGUCCUACCAGGAAGUGGUAUGGGCAUCUCUAUUGCCACUCCCUCCACACAGAAGCCAUUGGUGUUUGGUGCUAUGAUCCACAGAGAUGAGGCUUUUGAGGCCAUCUUUACCCAGUACAUGAAGAUCAUGACCACCACCAAACCACCGGCAAGUACAGAGCUCUGACCAGCCUACAUCCCACCAUCAGAUUAACAAACUGGGGUUGAGAAGCUGGACGAUGCUUUUCAAGAUCCCACUCCUUUGUGUCCUCAGGUGGUCAACUUCACUGAUGGUCAUAGGCCUGCUUUUAGUGAUUUGAACAUUUUUGAAGGGACAUGUGGGUGUUUGUUACGUGUAGUAUGAACUGAGUUACAUGACACACUUAGAGAAGUUGUCAGAACAUAAACAACUGGCCCUUAACCGGCUCUAGGAUGAUGAAGUAUCUGUAUUGUUUAAAGAAAUUGGAACAAGGUUGAUUUUCCUCUCCCACCUGACUUGUUUUUGUGUGGCCCAAAAGAAGGCUCCUGAAUGCUCCAUUUUCUUAUUCUUUAGUGGGUUGACUUCGACUGUGGUCGAUUUGAAUCAUCAUUCAAGUCCGAUCAAUAACAUAAAUUAGAACAUAAACAGGGAAGUCCUUUAAACUGGCAGAUAUCUAUAGAAACAAAUACAUAAGUUUUAUUUUUCAAAUCACUGCAAAGACAAAUGUUAAUGUUUAAGUAUUUACACAAUGAACUGGAUGAUUGUUGCAAUCUGGAAUAGCUCAAAUAGUAAGAAGAUACAGGUAUGAAUGGUCAGGUUUUUAUCUAUAGCAGCUGAGAUCAUAAUGUCAUGAACACAGAGCCUUUCUCCUAGUUUACAUUGCUGCUGCACUGAUUCCUGAUUUUCCCUUUCUUUGUAGGCAACAUAUGUGCAGCUAAAGUGUUUUUAGUGUUCUGACCUAUAGAAAAUGUACACUGAGUUCUGUAUCAGUGUUGUUGUUUAUGAGUGUUUGCAUUUGUGAACCAAGUAAUGAAAUUAUUUUCCUUUUUCUCUCAACAUUGCCUUUCUCUUGUAACAAACUGCCUUUGGAGAGAAGCUCUACUGAUACCGGAUCUAGUGAUUAGGUCUGGCACAAGAGCACAAUGUUGGAUGGUUUAAACACUAACUGCCAUUUAGAGCUUUGUCACAAUGGAGAAAAUAGACUCCUGUGUAUAUUUAUCUCAUUUCAAGGCACAAUUUGUACAUAUAUAGGGGGUAUUUUUGUCUUCAAUGGUUCUCCCUGCACUUUGUCAGGACGUCAACUGGAAUUUUUGAUAAUUAUGUUGAUACUAAUCCUUCGAUGCUCUACUUCAGCUAGAAUCCAAUGUCAGAGUUGGACAAAAAAUAAAUACCAUAGGACACAACUUAUAGUUGCAAAAACUAGCAGCUGCCAGCAGAGGUCACUUUCCACUAGUCUAACAUCCAAAUUUCACCAUAAACGUGGAUAGGAAAGCUGGAGAGAGACAGGAAAAGUGGGGAAGUAGAGAGUGGGGGAUGAUAUAAAUGGUAGAGGCCAGGAGUCAAACCUGCGAUCACUGCGACAAGGACUAAAGCCUCUGUAUAAGGGGAGCGCGCUUACGGCCAAAUUCCACUGGAUCCGUGUCCGGACUGUCUCUGAUCCAUCACGGCACCAGAGUUGAUAGGUUUCUAUUCUAGUCAAUGUGUUAACUUCCACUGGAGCCGCUCUGUUGUAUUCCAGCUGCGUCUCUGAUCCGUCACGCCGGAGCUCUCCGAAUCAGGUAUGUAAGACUUCUAUUUUUGCCGGAUGCCAGAGGAUGAUGCAUCAAUCUCAACAGAGCAGAUGGAGAGGGACAGGUAGUCAGGCUCCAAGAAAAAAAUUAAACUUCCAGUUAAUUUUCAGACAUAACUUAUAGUUGUUAAACUAGCAGCUGCCAGCAGAGAUCACUCUCCACUAGUCUAACGGGAAAAUUCCACCGCAUCCGUGUUUGAUCCGUCUCCGAUCUGUCCACCGGAGUUGAUAGGUUUCUAUUCUAGUCAAUGUUUUAACUCCCACUGGAUCCACUCCGUUGCGUUUUGACUUUUAUUUUGCCAGAUGCCGGAGCACAAGGCAUAAAUCUCAACAGAGCAGAUGGAGCGGGACAGGAAGUCAGUCACCAAAACAACAUUAAAGCAUCCAGUUCAUUUUCAGAAUAAAACUGUGUUAUCGACAGAUUGUUUUUCACUAACUACAACAACAAACUGUCAUGAUGAGUGGAGCCAGACAGGUCAACAGGUCAGAGGUUUUCAGAGGUUGAUAAAGACAACAUGGAUGAGGAGAGGAGUCGGAUAUGUAAUAAUGCAGUAAUUACUGCGGGGAAACCCCAGUCACAUGACUUCAGCUGUCCGGCGGCCCUGCUCCGUGCAGCGUUCUGAAAACGCAACCGAUGUGUGUUGACGGAUGAGGCAGCACGUACACGGAUAUGGUGGAAGUCCUGGGCAAGGGGAAGCACAAAUGUGGUCUUGACACUUCAUAUUAACACUAAAUAAAAGUCUAAAAAUCACUUUCUGACUACUGGCAAAGGAAUUUUAAAUUGUUUUGGCUGUAUUUAAAUUUUGGAAUUUAAAAUCUAAAUGUAAUUGAGUGAUCUCACUUUCAUAAACAAUCUGUUGUAUGAGGUUGUUGUAUGAGGUACAUGGUCGCAGAUUUCCUGCAUUACAUUUUUUAAACAAGUAUUUGUCCUAAAGUUAGGGUCAUGGGUUAUAAAACAUGACUUUUUUUAAUUCUCAUGUUUCUCUUUCUAUCAAACCAGACAAAUUGGUUUCAUUUCCCUGCCAUCAGAUGAUUUAUAAGUAGACUCUUUUUAUUCUGAACAUUGUUUGGCUAAAUAUCUAGAGUAGAAAGAUUAUUUUCAGCAUUGCUUUUUUUUAAGAUGCCAUAAACAAAAAUAAGACUGAUGUUUGCUUUCACAGGAUGGUUUCAAUCGAAAACAUAUAAUGCCAGACCACACCAAAUGCUUUAAUAUGUCCCGUUAAAUGAAUGGAGAUUUGAUGGGGGUUUAAUGGAUUUAUUUCAGAUUGUUUUGACAAACAUAGCAGGUCUAGGCCAUACUCUAUGUUAAAUGAUUAACAAAGACCCAACAUCAUGACAGGAUAUGAUCCAGUCCCCUCUUACUGACAGGACUCGACCUUAUCUCAUCUUAAUCCACCAUGAGCAUUGCACCUUGCAGUAUUUAGCUAGUUACAGCGGCAAGGAAAAACAUCCAUCUAACAGGUAGAAACCUCAAGCAGGACCAGACUCAUUUUAGACAGCCAUUUGCUUCGACCGAGUUAGGGUUGGAAAGAGGGAUACAGGAGAAUAAGAGAGACUCUUAUUCACUUGUGUGACCUUCUCUUAAGUAAGAAAAACGAAACGAAACAGAACAGAGGGUUUUUUUCUGUUAUCUACCCACCGGAUUAAAGUUGUCGUGGACUCUUUUUCAGUACUUUAUAGUUUUUUUUAUAUUUUCCUGUUAGAAACAACUAGACUGGAUAUGAAAUUGUCAUAAAGACAAUGGACCAUUUUUAAUAAUUACAUUAUUAUUAAAUUUUCAAAGUAUUUAAAGAUAGACUUUGUUUUGUUUUGUUAAUUUUUAUGUUUGUUGUUGACAUCCAUGUAUUUACCAGGCAUAAUUUGGUCUCCCACAGAAAAGAAAACUUCCUAGCCAUCGAUUCUCGAAUGGUUGAAUUCAUGUUGGUGAACCUGGUAAAGAAAUUAGCCAUGUGUCACUUUGUGAUUGUAUGUAGUCCUUGAGCUUUUUAUAUGAAGCUUUGUGCAAUCUGUUAACUUUGGAAAUCAACUGUUGGGGGUCCUGUAAGACCUUAGCAAGCCUGCACUCAGAUAAAACAGAAUGUAUAAUGUUGGAAUUUAUUUUUUUCGUCUGUUUUUUACUUUUCUUUUGCCAAAUUUUUGAUCUGCUAUAUUUUGCCUACAAUCAUGUUUACAGAAGUAAAAAAUAAUAUGUGGGUCUAUUAUUAGAAAUAACUUUUUUGUCAUUUUUCUUCAGAAUCCAGUUUGAAUUUCUUUUGACUUAGGAAUUAUGAAAACUGGACUGUUCUUCUUUCUUCUUAUGUUUUAAGAAAUAAGAAACUCAAGUCAUGCUAACAAGAUUAAAAUAAUAAACCUCAGAUUUUCAUGCCUAACAUCAAAGUUUGUGAUAACAGUAUUGUUAGUCGAAAAUCCGGCUACAUACAGAGUCAUGUCUAGCAACAAUACUAUCACUGUUCAAAUGCAGUUGAGCACAUAUGUAGCUAGUAAGAAUUGGCCGCUACAGUCAGGUUCUAGUUUUUUGUUUUUUCUGUCUUUUAAAGGUGCAGUGUGUAGAAAUAGGAAUAUUUAGCGAUAUCUAGCUGUAAAAUUCUAGAUUUUAAUGCUUCCUUGCCCACGAACCUGUCAGCGAUCUGUCAUCAAUCAAUCAAUCAAUUGACCUUUAUUUGUAUGGCCCCAAAUCACAACAUUAUAAUAAAUAGUAUUCUCAAGACGCUUUUACAAACAUAGCAGGUCUAGACCACACUCUAUGUUAAAUGAUUAACAAAUACCCAACAUCAAGACAGGAUAAGUUUCAGUCCCCUCUUACUGAGAAGACUUGAUCUUAUCUCAUCUUGAUCCACCAUGAGCAUUGCACCUCGCAGUAUUUAGCUAGUUACAGCGACAAGGAAAAACUUCCUUUAACGGGCAGAAACCUUGAGAAGAACCAGACUCAUGUUGUCAUCUGCUUCGACUGAGUUGGGGUUGGAAAUAGGGAUAGAGGGGAUUAAGAGAGAGAGAUGAUAGUAAUGAGACAGAUAGUAUUAGUUGUAGAAGUAGCUGUUGCCUCUGGAGUCCCACACAUCCUUAGAAGCUGGAGUCUGGAACGUCCACAGCAGCAGGAUGUUUACGGCAGAGAUUCAGAGUAACCUAUGAGACAAUGGAGCUCAGUGACUCCAGAAAGGUCUAUAUUUAGUAACUUUAAUGGGACUGGGAGAGUUAAGAAAGUCAUGGUGGGUUGGGAUAGGAUCCCAGUGUGUCAGUCUAAGCCUAUAGCAACACAACUAAGAACUGGUCCAAGCUUGAGCCAGCUCUAACUAUAAGCUUUAUAAAAAAGGAAAGUUUGAAGCCUAAUCUUAAAAGUAGAGAGGGUGUCCGCCUUCUGGAAACUGACUGGUAGAUGAUUCCAUUUGAGAGGGUCCUAAAGGCUCUACCUCCCAUACUACUUGUAGAGACUUUAGGCACGACAAUUUGUGAAGCUUUUACUAUUAUGUACAAUUCCUAUCAAUACUAAAUCUUUUGCUGACAAUAACAAGCACUCUCUUCCCCAUCUUCAUCUACAUCAACUGGUGCAUUUUGGAUGGCCACUCAUGACUGGUUUGUCCGACCUGUAUCAUGAAUAUUAUAUUCCAUUUCUACCUAGUCUGCUCUGCUAAAUGCCACUAAAUACUACACACUGCACCUUAACAGUUUUAAGAUAGGUCAGUCACCAGUGGGUCAAGCUAUAAUGGCAAUACACCAAGAUGGCUAUUGCUGAAAUGGAUAUUAUGUAUGUAGUGUACCGUCAUUAUCAGUUGAAUAACUGAUAUAAUAGCUUGUCAAGUACAAAUUUUGUACGUUGACCAGGUCAUAUCAUACAACUUUUUAUGUUGAGCCUACAACCAGAAUAAAUGCUACUGGCUACCUAGCCCACUACUAGCAACCAAUCAAAGCUACGUUCUGUUUCUGUGCUUACAGAAGCAUUCUAGUCUUUGCCCUUUGACAAGACCCUUUGAAACUUUACUGAGAAAUGAAAUAAACAUUUUAAUUGG